Molecule: messenger RNA, 4304 nt
Organism: Clupea harengus (Atlantic herring)
Lineage: Eukaryota; Metazoa; Chordata; Actinopteri; Clupeiformes; Clupeidae
Gene: slc12a4
Product: solute carrier family 12 member 4
Exons: 24
Coding region: 105-3392 (1095 amino acids)
Biological process (GO): chloride transmembrane transport; potassium ion import across plasma membrane; chemical synaptic transmission
Cellular component (GO): plasma membrane
Molecular function (GO): potassium:chloride symporter activity
Source: RefSeq, a predicted model, not a curated record
ACCGAAGUGUACUGGAAUGCGUUGAGAUUAGUGGGAGCUGAGCAGGCUGACGGAGACAGCGUUUUGAGUGAGGGGACUUUAAAGUGCUGGUAACGGAUGAAAACAUGCCCCAUUUUACCGUAGUCCCCGUGGAAGACAACGCUCCGUCCACAUAUGACAGCCUAGAAGGGAUUAACUGGGUGGAUUACAGGGACACGGGACAGGGCUACCCUGGACAUGGAGACACUGUCAGUUCUGAUGGUCAUGGAAAUCAUAAAGAGGACAGCCCCUUUCUCAACAGCAAUGAUUCCCCAUCGAAGAAGACUGAUUUCUAUGACAGGAACCUGGCUUUGUUUGAGGAGGAGCUGGACAUCAGGCCCAAGGUGUCCUCUCUCCUCAGCCGACUGGUCAACUACACCCCCGUCACCCAGGGGGCCAAAGAGCACGAGGAGGCUGAAAACGCAGACGCAUCUACAAGAAAUAUCCCAAAGUCACCAAAUAUGGGCACUUUGAUGGGUGUCUACUUGCCCUGUCUACAAAACAUCUUUGGAGUCAUCCUCUUCCUCCGUCUCACCUGGAUCGUGGGCAUGGCUGGAGUCGUACAGUCUUUCAUCAUAGUUGUCAUGUGCUGUGCAUGUACAAUGCUUACUGCCAUAUCUAUGAGCGCAAUUGCCACGAAUGGAGUUGUGCCAGCUGGUGGGGCAUAUUUUAUGAUUUCUCGCUCCCUGGGCCCGGAGUUUGGAGGUGCAGUCGGACUGUGCUUUUACCUUGGGACAACAUUUGCAGCGGCCAUGUACAUAUUAGGUGCAGUUGAAAUAUUUCUGAAAUACCUGGUUCCGCAGUCUGAAAUAUUUCACUCCACCGAUAUUCAUGGCGCAGAUGGGGCCAUGUUGAACAACAUGCGUGUCUAUGGCACUAUAUGCCUCAGUAUGAUGGCUCUUGUUGUGUUUGUGGGGGUUAAGUACGUCAACAAGCUUGCCUCCCUCUUUCUCGCGUGCGUCAUGAUCUCCAUUGUUUCAAUCUAUGCCGGAGCUGUGAUGUCCAGCUUCCAUCCACCAGACUUUUCGAUUUGUAUGCUGGGAAACCGGACACUGGUGAGGGACCUCUUUGACACAUGUGGGAAGACUGUUGUGGAAGGCAACACCACCGUGCCAAGCCAACUGUGGAAGAGGUUUUGUGGCUCAGGAAACGCCACCAGCCUCCACUGUGACGAUGAGUACUUCAACCAGAACAAUGUCACUGAAAUCCAAGGGAUCCCUGGCUUGUCCAGUGGGGUCAUUAGAGACAACAUGUGGGGUAACUACCUUGAUAAGGGACAGAUCCUGGAGAAAACCAAUCUGGCCUCAGUGGAUGUGCCUGGGUCCAUAGAGAACUUUGGCCUGUACGUGUCUGCUGAUAUUGCCACUUCCUUCACCCUCCUAGUGGGUAUAUUCUUCCCAUCAUCCACUGGUAUCAUGGCAGGCUCCAACAGAUCUGGAGAUCUCAAAGAUGCACAGCGGUCUAUACCAGUGGGAACCAUUAUGGCAAUAAUAACCACCUCCCUCGUCUAUAUGAGUUCAGUGGUCCUGUUUGGGGCAUGCACAGAGGGUGCAGUCCUGAGAGACAAGUUUGGGGACGCUGUCAGUAAAAACCUGGUGGUGGGAACCCUCUCCUGGCCAUCGCCCUGGGUCAUUGUGGUCGGGUCCUUCUUCUCCACUGUGGGAGCAGGGCUGCAGUCCCUGACUGGGGCCCCACGACUGCUGCAGGCCAUUGCAAAGGACAACAUCAUCCCUUUUCUCAGGGUCUUUGGGCACGGCAAGGCCAAUGGGGAACCAACGUGGGCACUGCUGUUGACCGCCAUCAUCGCUGAACUGGGUAUUCUCAUCGCCUCGUUGGACAUGGUGGCACCCAUUCUCUCAAUGUUCUUCCUGAUGUGUUACCUGUUUGUGAACUUAGCCUGUGCAGUGCAAACACUACUCCGAACUCCAAACUGGAGACCCAGGUUCAAAUAUUACCACUGGGCUCUCUCUUUCCUGGGAAUGAGCAUGUGUGUGGCUCUGAUGUUCAUCUCUUCCUGGUACUACGCCAUUGUGGCUAUGGGGAUUGCUGGAAUGAUAUACAAGUACAUUGAGUACCAAGGAGCUGAGAAGGAGUGGGGGGAUGGAAUUAGAGGAUUGUCUUUGAGUGCUGCUCGCUAUGCCCUCCUACGUCUUGAGGCAGGACCCCCUCAUACCAAAAACUGGAGGCCUCAGCUGCUGGUGCUCUUGAAGUUAGAUGAGGACCUGCAUGUGAAGUAUCCCAGACUGCUCACCUUUGCCUCUCAGCUGAAGGCAGGAAAGGGUUUGACUAUCGUAGGGUCUGUCAUUCAGGGCAACUUCCUCGACAGCUAUGGUGAAACCCAAGCAUCUGAACAGGCAAUCAAAAACAUGAUGGAGAUCGAGAAGGUGAAAGGUUUCUGUCAGGUGGUGGUGACCUCAAAGGUACGAGAGGGCAUUGCCCACCUCAUCCAGUCAUGUGGUCUGGGUGGGAUGAAGCACAAUACCGUGGUGAUGGGCUGGCCAUACGGCUGGAGACAGAGUGAAGACCCACGGGCCUGGAAGACAUUUAUCAAUACUGUCAGAAGCACAACAGCGGCUCACCUUGCUCUCAUGGUGCCAAAGAAUGUGUCUUUCUACCCCAGCAAUCACGAACGCUUCACUGACGGCCAUAUUGAUGUCUGGUGGAUAGUUCAUGACGGUGGAAUGCUCAUGUUACUUCCCUUCCUCCUAAAACAACACAAGGUUUGGCGGAAAUGUAAAAUGCGCAUUUUCACGGUGGCCCAGAUGGACGACAACAGCAUUCAGAUGAAGAAAGACCUUGCCACCUUCCUCUAUCAGCUGAGGAUAGAGGCUGAAGUGGAGGUGGUGGAGAUGCAUGACAGCGACAUUUCUGCGUACACGUACGAGCGGACUCUGAUGAUGGAGCAGAGGUCUCAGAUGUUGAGGCAAAUGAGGCUAUCCAAUACAGAAAGAGACAGAGAGGCACAGUUGGUGAAAGACCGGCAUUCCAUAAUCCGCAUGGGCAGCCUGUACUCGGACGAGGAAGAAGACGUGCCGGAGCCCUUGUCUGAGAAGAUUCAGAUGACCUGGACCGUGGAGAAGUGUGAGGCCGAGAAGAGGAACAGGACAAACGCUCCAGAGAACUUCAGAGAGCUCAUCAGUAUCAAACCGGAUCAGUCUAAUGUGCGUCGGAUGCACACAGCUGUUAAGCUCAACGAGGUCAUCGUCAACAGAUCCCAUGAUGCGAGGCUAGUGUUGCUCAACAUGCCAGGUCCUCCCCGCAACACAGACGGGGAUGAAAACUACAUGGAGUUCCUGGAAGUCCUGACAGAGGGUCUUGAAAGGGUUCUGUUGGUGAGAGGUGGCGGUCGAGAGGUCAUCACUAUCUACUCAUGACCCGACCCCUAGAAGCAGCCAGGGUUACCUUCACAACAUUUUACAGCAGAACCCUAAGAGGUCCACACCAACAGUCAGACACAAUAAUAAAGACGUUGACUGGUUAGGUUUGGCUAAGGUUCUGUGUAGCAUACCACACAGAAAGAAAAGUGUAAAGUGAGCGUGGCGGUGAGACGGAAUGUAUUUCCCUAAACAAGGAUGCGUAUCUAUGCAAAAUUGUCCAGCAGCAUUGUUUUGACGCAGAUGGCAGUGCCAUGAACUAUAUGUACUUUCAUGUCCCACCACUGACCAGUCAUUUGAAUCAUUCACUGGGGAGUCAUUUCUAUACUGACAAGGACCAAACACUGUGCAUGGAGCUCUAAGGUAGUAAAAGCUGCUGACUAAGAUUCUUAGUCAUAUCUCUGACAACAAAUUAGCAAUUCUCUGAUAUGACUGUGGCCCUAUAGCAUACACAUGUACAGUACAUUUCUCUUUCGGUUUCAUUACAUUUAUGUAAAGGCUCACGUCAGCUAAUAUUCCUCUAGGUUUCAAGUGUUGAGCAUCUUACACUGCCUUUGCAAACAAAAGUGCCAAACGUUGGUUUGUAUUUGAGAAGUUGAGAAAGAUAAUUUAUUUUCGUAUUUAUUUUGUUUUAUAACACCCCCAUUGGGAUCAAGUAUUAGUUUGUAGAUAGUACAUUAAAGUGGGGUUUGCAUUGCUGAUGGACAUUGGAAAUUUGUAAUGGAGCAUUUUAAAGAGCAAGUAAUUUAUGACUUUUGUACAUUCUAUUUGCUUUGUAUUGCAGAAUGGCAGCUUUUCAGGUUGUAAAUGUGUACUGAUAAUCCUAUGAGAGAGUUUGUAAAUUCAUGCACAGUACUCAAUAUGACCAGCGCCAGAGUAUUAUCAGAAUAAAUAAUAUUAUUUAUAAAAGUA